This is a messenger RNA of Vollenhovia emeryi, 3630 nucleotides long. RefSeq names its product aminopeptidase N. Gene Ontology annotation, cellular component: cytoplasm. Gene Ontology annotation, biological process: proteolysis; peptide catabolic process. Lineage: Eukaryota; Metazoa; Arthropoda; Insecta; Hymenoptera; Formicidae. The transcript is spliced from 15 exons. The record is from RefSeq and is a predicted model, not a curated record. Bases 243 to 3170 code for a protein of 975 amino acids. Gene Ontology annotation, molecular function: peptide binding; metalloaminopeptidase activity; zinc ion binding.
GCGCGCGGCCACGCUAUCACGCGGUCGUUCCAGAAAUCCUCCCGCGACCUCCUCCCAGAGGAAGUCGCCUCGAUUUUUAAGGGGUAUCAAGGUCAACCGGCGUGGCAGUGCAGCGGUACCGGCGACACCCGAGUCGGCUCUUGGUGAACCGCGUUCGCGCGCCGCUGCCAGAUCGUCCUCUGCGUCCCUCAGGCGUGCACGCCUACCGCGAGGAUAACGCCGUUCACCCCGUGCCAUUCACCAUGAUGUGGGCAACGUUGCUGUCAGGACUCGUUCUACUAUCGGCGAUAUCGUCCAGUCUUCCUCGAAGCCAUAGUGAUACCGAAGGCCGAUGGAAGCGCAGUAUCGACCUGAACGAUGUCUACUACACGAAAAUGCGUCAGUACAGAUUACCUGCCGAAGUUAGGCCGACCAGUUACGCCUUGGAUAUCCAAAUACCCUUCAUCCAGGCCAACCAGUUUACCGGUCGUGUCAAGAUUAAUUUCACCGCGCACGACAUCAGCGAUAGGAUAACAUUGAACAUGCAUGAGGAUCUUGAGGUUUCAGUAGUCACCGUUCGACUGCUCAAUUCGCCGGGCGAUGAAGUGAAGGGUGAGGAAUACUUCAACAUCGCAAGGACCGAACGGCAAACUAGGAAAGCCUGGUACAUUAUCCAUCUGGAACAAAUGCUGAAGGCAGGAAGUACCUGCGAAGUCGACAUCACGUACUUUGGGAACCUUACACUUAACGAGACUACCGGCCUUUACAAAAGCGCAUACAUGAUUUCCGACGGUCGAAAACAACCCUUCAUCGCCACUUACUUACAGUUAGACAACGCACAGAGGAUGUUCCCCUGCAUGGAUGAACCACCUUAUAAAGCGACUUUCAAGCUGAGCGUAUCGUAUCCUAAAGGCUUAACGGCACUCACGAACACGCCGUCAAUCUUUCGGCAAGAAUCGCCCGACAAGAUCGAGGAAGUGUUCGCAGAGACACCUCGAAUGUCGACGCAUCAGCUAGCCCUCGUGAUAUCGGAUCUGCAAAGGAUCGAGCCGACGCAGGAAGUUAACGAGAUGGAUGGAAAGAGAUUGCGGGUGAAGGUUUGGAGUCGCAAAGAAUUCAUGGAGUCGCUGCUUAGUGUCCCCAACAAAGUUGUGAGAAUCGUUAAUUAUUUGCAAGAUUACUUCAAUAGCUCCCUCGGUUUACCGAAAUUGGACGUCAUGGCGAUUCCAGUGUUCAGCGCUUCUAAAGCUUCCGACAAUUGGGGUCUCAUGUUCUUCAAGGAAAGUGAACUCAGCAGUUCUCUAGUCUGGACGACUACGUACGAGCUUCUCUACCAAUGGAUCGGCCAAUCCGUAACGCCGUAUCAACGAAACGACGCGCCGGUUAACAAAGCCCUUAAUUCGUUCUUGGCGUCCAUGGCGACGAUCGACCUCAAUCCAAACGAGAUGGCAGGGAAAUGGCCAAUGACAAUGUUGUAUCCUCUGUAUUACGAAUUUGCGCAGACGGCACCUUUCUCAAGGGUGGCUGGCAUCAGGCAAGAAGCAACAUGGACAAAAGCCGAGUUGGUCUUCCGAAUGCUUAAUUAUACUCUUGGGCGCGACCUGUUCCAAAGGAGCGUGAGGAAUUUCUUCCAUCAGCAAUCGAAAGAAGAUCGCAGAACCUUCUUCGCCAACGAUAUCUUCACUUAUCUGAACGAUGUGGCGAACGAGACGGACAAUCUGCCACCGGGUCUGACCAUCAACGGCAUCGCCGCUUCGUGGAUCAAUCGGGACAGAGUGCCGUUGGUCACGGUCAUUCGCGAUUACGAAACUGGAAAAAUUAAUCUCACUCAGAAAGUCUAUCUGAGAGAUGUACCACCGCAAUCGACGGCCAAAGUAGGAUAUCAGUGGGACAUCCCGAUCGUGAUGCAGGCACAAGAUAAACUAAACUUCGACAAUACCAAACCGACCGUAUGGCUAAAGAGAGAAACUGUACCGAAGAAUUUCACUAUCGCGGACAUUACCAACAGAACUUAUUUCAUCAUUGUGAACCCCGAAGAAAUAGGUAUGUUCCCGGUGAAUUACGACACGUGCAACUGGAAGAUGCUGUCGCAGUAUCUGCAAGGACCAGAUCGCGAGAAGAUACCUCCGUUAACCAGAGCGAAACUUCUGCACGACGCAUGGAACUUGGCGUACGCCGGCGAGCUGUGCUUCGGCACGGCUCUGAAUAUGACUCUCUUCCUCAAGGGGGAAAAGAGCCACGUGGUUUGGGAGCCGGUGUUCACCAUGAUUCAUCACAUCGGCCGGCGGAUCGAGGGCUUGGACGUAUAUUUGAAAUUCGAGGCGUACAUUCGAAACUUACUGAAGCCUCUUUACUUUGAGCUUGGAGAUAAUCCGCAGUCCAAUGAACCUUCCUGGAAAACUCACAUGCGUGGCCUUAUGCAGAACUUCCUCUGUCGCGCUGGAUACGAACCUUGCGUCAAGGAAGCCAGGGAUCAAUUCAAAAAGUGGCUGACCGACGAGGAGCCGGAUAAAGGAAACCCGGUCGCCAAUAAAUUCCUUUGCCCCGUGUUCAAGUGGGGCACCGACGAGGAAUGGGAGUUCGGAUUGCAGCGAGUUAUAAAUUUCCCGAAGACCAGCCUGGCUAGAAAGCAGAACGAACGCACCUACCUGCUAAAGACCCUCGCCGGGUGUCCGAAGGAUGCGAACAAGAUCGAAAAACUGUUACAAGUGGCCGUGCUGAACCGGAAUGAGAAUUUCACGGACUCGGACAUCCACCUGAUCUUCAGUAUGCUGACCGGCAGCGCGACCGGCUACAAAACCCUGUUCAACUUCUUGCACGAGCACUGGUACACCGUGAAGGAGCAAUUUGGGAACAAGACUUUCCUCUGGGACGGCAUCGUCAAUUUCGCCACAUCGUCGUUCAACACGCAGGAGGGCUACGAUAUGGUAACCAAGUUUUACAUCGAUCACAAAGAUGAAUUCGAAACGGCGGACGCCAUCAUCAAGAAGGCGCUCAGAGUCAUUAAUCAGGAGACCAAGUGGAACGAGGAGAACGUGCCAGUGAUCGAUAGCUGGCUCAUGAAGAAUCUGUCCAAGGAGGAUCUGGAGACGAUUGCAGCUUCGACGUCCGCGUCUAUUCUCUCCACGACCUCCCUGCCGACAACAAUCAAACAGCUGGACACGAUUCAGGAAAUUCGAUUCCACGGAUGAAUGCGCGAACGCGAGUCCGGCGUUAAGGUUUUCUCGAUCCAUAAAGAGAAUAUAAUCUAAUACAUAUUCUUCUCAGCUGCUCCGAGAUAUCCGAUUUUCUUUCUCAAUCAUAAUUAUAAUUGUACCUUAGCUUGCUUGACAAAUAGAUAGCAUCGCGCAAUAACUUCACUCCCUUAUACCUAAUUCUUAUCAAAAUUGACAUGAUAUGGUACAUGCAAAGAUCCUUAAAUCAAUACGUUAUGCAUGGAUUUGGAAAAGUCGAAAUGAAUUAGAAGAUAGAGUGAUUAAAAUACGAUGAACGUCACGUUCCUUUUUCUCCCCCACGUCCUUCUACAGACACAGUAAUUUAGAAAUGCCGAUUUCGAAAAAGUUAUAUUGUAUUAUACAUAUAUUUAAAUUUUUAUUUUUGUAAAACGAAUAAAGAAACGAUUGACAUCGCUUGUGAUACAUUUGUUCUACA